AUGUCUGUGCCUGGACCUGUGAGAACACCUAAGAGGAGAUUAGUAGCCGCCAGCGGCAAUGUGUCUGCCUCUAGACACGGCGCUCAUCAAUCCGCACCUAGCCAAGGCACUCGUGGUAAUGUUACAUCAGGUAAUCGUGGUGGUGGUGUUCACGCACAGAAAGUUCCCACACGCCCGGUUGUUGUCCCAGCACAUGCAGCGGCUCAACCGAUCCCCUUCGUCCCACAGCCAGCGCCCGUACAACAACCGCGGGUCGUUCAACAGCAAGAAAUAGAAGAAGCACAAGUGGCUGAUGGUGAGGAGCCAAUCACUGAAAAAGAAUAUGUCGUUCGCGUGCCUGACGGUAUGACCGCCGAGGAGACACAUGCUGCACUCGACAAGGUCCUCUAUGCCAGCAGUGCAGUCAAGCGUCCAUAUAAUAGCAGCAGACUUGACGCAGAAUUUGGCGACGGGGGAGAAUUUUGCAAUGCUAUUAUAUCUCUUUCCCGGCUGUAUUUCUGUCGGUACCUACAGAUCCAUGAUGACCAAAUUGUCGUGAUCAUAAACAAAUCCUCAGCCAAUAAAGUCGAAGCCCAGGUAGAUGAUCUGCAAAUGAAGAUUGAGUCGGAAAAUGCCUGGAUUUCGGCUCUUGAGGGGAAGUAUCUCUGUGAUGCAUACGCUGCUUAUUAUAGUUUUGAGAAUUUUUUCCGGUUGAUGGGGACUACUCGUGCUGUCGUCGACUGGAAGACUACCCUUGAGCAGCCAAAGGCAGGGCCCCUCUAUAAGACAAUCUUUACCUACUCACUGGUAUAUUCUCAUAUGGGGCGUCAUGAUCCCCUGAAAUUCAAUAGGACAAAUUGCAUGGAUAAGAUUCGGCUCAUUGGCAUCAGGCCUCAAUAUAAUGAUAUAGGGCUUGAUAUCGUGAUUCUCCUGCCCAGCAAGCCACCUAGCAAGGUCCGGUUCCGCAAAACGAAGGAUAAAGAUCUCCUUACCAACGACGAAGCCUUCAUACCUUUCUCAGACGAUGAAGGAGAAGACAACGCGGAAGAGGGCUCUGAUGAUGCCACCAACGCUGCUGUUAUAGCCGCCAACCAGGCUGAUGAACCGUAUCGCGCAGACGAGAACGAGAUAGCGGAAGCACAAGAAAGUCAAGAAGUAGAGGAGGAGGAGGAGGAGGAAUAUGACAAUGGCUUCGUGGAUCCGCUGUAG
Morchella sextelata is the source of this 1188-nucleotide messenger RNA. RefSeq lists its product as uncharacterized. Bases 1 to 1188 code for a protein of 395 amino acids. The transcript has 5 exons. The record is from RefSeq and is a predicted model, not a curated record. NCBI's taxonomy places the organism in Eukaryota, Fungi, Ascomycota, Pezizomycetes, Pezizales, Morchellaceae.